AUGUCGCGUGCGGCUGAAAAAAACAACAAAUAUGUCUUUUUUUAACGAGAUAUUGCAAAAUUAGUUUGGAAUAAAUGUUUUGCAGGGUAUUAUCUGCUGGAGCACCGCGUAUUUCCUUUUGAAAGUGGUCUCCAGGUUACAGGCAGCUGUCAUCUGGGAGGGACAGCUCCAAACUGCACGAUUAUUCAGCGCGAGGCCGAGGUCAUUUUGUGUUUUAGCCGGCAUCGCAGACAUGUCUUUGUUUGGUAAGAUAUUUAAUGGAGGAGAAAAGGUGAGAAAGAAGCCCUGCCGACCAGAGGAGAUUGAGAACCUCGUAGAGAAAGAGGAGUUGCUGAUGAAGAAGAAAGACUUUCUGAAGAAAAAGAUUGACCAGGAACUUCUGUUUGCCAAGGAAAACAGCAGAAAAAACAGAAGGGUGGCUCUGCAGGCGCUGAGAAGGAAGAAGUGGUACGAGAAACAUCUCAAGUACAUUGACUGUGCUGUUAAGGCCAUGAGGUCUGCUCAUGAGCACAUAGAUAUUGUCAACAAGGUGAAUGACCUGAUCAAGGACAUAACAGAAGAGCAGGAUGUGACUCAACACACGCCAGACACCCUGUACACGUCUGCGAGCUUUGGAGUGGAAUUUGAUGAGGAUGAGCUGCUGGCAGAGCUGGAGAGGCUGGAAAAGAAUCUGGAUGAGAGUCUCUUUGAGAAGGACAGAACGGAGGACAGAGACCCUUGUCCCAAAGUGUCUCCCACUGCAUCACCUUCCCAUCCUGUUACAGAGAGCCCCCCUCCAUCACAGUCCAACACUGAGUCCGAUUCAGCUAACUCUUCUCCACGUGCACCUGCCAUCCUCAUCACAGCUCCAUCACGAGAAGACAUCCACGCCUCACCAUCCACCAUGACUAUAGCUGAUGCCGUCAAAGAGCGGAGGCCUUCUUCCACACCCUUUGUAGUGGGGAAGAAACUAGUGACCAGACGGUAACUCAACACGUCCUGCCACAGAAGGUAAACUGGGAACCAAACUUAGUCUUCUUCCAAGAUGGACUCAAAAUGAUCUUCACAAACACCACAGAACCGCAGAAGCAUUGUGUUUACAUACGGUGUCCCGGCCUAUUCAAACUCCGGGAAAGCGCCCAGCUGUCGUCCUGUUGGUGGCC
Molecule: messenger RNA, 1142 nt
Organism: Siniperca chuatsi (mandarin fish)
Lineage: Eukaryota; Metazoa; Chordata; Actinopteri; Centrarchiformes; Sinipercidae
Product: charged multivesicular body protein 4b-like
Exons: 6
Coding region: 233-967 (244 amino acids)
Biological process (GO): late endosome to vacuole transport via multivesicular body sorting pathway; vesicle budding from membrane
Cellular component (GO): cytoplasmic side of plasma membrane; multivesicular body; ESCRT III complex
Source: RefSeq, a predicted model, not a curated record